Molecule: messenger RNA, 622 nt
Organism: Prunus persica (peach)
Lineage: Eukaryota; Viridiplantae; Streptophyta; Magnoliopsida; Rosales; Rosaceae
Product: protein RDM1
Exons: 2
Coding region: 23-622 (199 amino acids)
Cellular component (GO): RNA polymerase V complex; nucleus
Source: RefSeq, a predicted model, not a curated record
UCUCCUCUCCCUGAUUUUUAAGAUGUUGCGGCGGCGGCGUCCUCUACACUACCAACACUUACUGGUGUCUGAUUCAGAGACGGAAUCCGACGAUCUAAGUGAACAUUUUAAGGCUCAAACAUCAUUGAUAAAAAGAUGGGGAAAACGAAUUGCAAAGGAAGGAUCUAAAAGUAAGAAAAAAAAUAAGGAAAAAAGCAAUGAAGGAAGAUGUGGGAGUGCAAGGGCAUUGAAGGAGGAUCCAGAAGUUGUGCUGAAGAUUGCAAAACAUUAUCAAGAACAGAUGAAACAUAUUCCGAUCCCGAAGAAUCGCCGGAAGGACGCCGUCUUCGUCACGUGGUGGGCACUAGCAAAUUCCAUGAAGCAGUUUUAUGGGCAGCCAUUGCACUACAUGACUCAAGUUCUGGUAAAGCAGUGGGAUGAGUCAAGAAUUGGCAGUGUGGAAGAAGAGAAGCCGAUGGACAACAUUAUUCAUCCAAGGAGAGCUGAAUCUACCAUUUGGGACGUUGAACAAGUCCACAGGCAAUGCACUUCUCACAUUCAUUUGGCUAAGCUCUGGCUUUCUGACCCCGACUACUAUUCUUUUGUUGAUGAGGUCAUCCCCUCGUCCAAGCUGGUUGCAUGA